CUAUGGAGAGGAGGAGGAAGAUGGCGGGAGGGCGGCUCUGAGGAGACCUCGGCGGCGGCGGAGGAGGAGAGAAGCGCAUCGCCGCGCCGCGCCGGGGCCCAUGUGGGGAGGAGUCGGAGUCGCUGUUGCCGCCGCCGCCGCCGCCGCCGCCUGUAACUGCUGGAUCCGAGUGGGAGUGAGGGGGAGACGGCAGGAUGAAGUUCGCCGAGCACCUCUCCGCGCACAUCACUCCCGAGUGGAGGAAGCAAUACAUCCAGUAUGAGGCUUUUAAGGAUAUGCUGUACUCAGCUCAGGACCAGGCACCUUCUGUGGAAGUUACAGAUGAGGACACAGUAAAGAGAUAUUUUGCCAAGUUUGAAGAAAAAUUUUUCCAAACCUGUGAAAAAGAACUUGCCAAAAUCAACACAUUUUAUUCAGAAAAGCUCGCAGAGGCUCAGCGCAGGUUUGCUACACUUCAGAAUGAACUUCAGUCAUCACUGGAUGCGCAGAAAGAAAGCACUGGUGUUACUACACUGCGACAACGCAGAAAGCCAGUCUUCCACCUGUCCCAUGAGGAACGUGUCCAACAUAGGAAUCUUAAAGACCUUAAACUGGCCUUCAGCGAGUUCUACCUCAGUCUUAUCCUGCUGCAGAACUAUCAGAAUCUGAAUUUUACAGGGUUCCGAAAAAUCCUUAAAAAGCAUGACAAGAUCCUGGAAACAUCUCGUGGAGCAGAUUGGCGAGUGGCUCAUGUAGAAGUAGCCCCGUUUUAUACAUGCAAGAAAAUCAACCAGCUCAUCUCUGAAACUGAGGCUGUAGUGACCAAUGAACUUGAAGAUGGUGACAGACAAAAAGCUAUGAAGCGUUUACGUGUUCCCCCUUUGGGAGCUGCUCAGCCUGCACCAGCAUGGACUACUUUUAGAGUUGGCCUAUUUUGUGGAAUAUUCAUUGUACUGAAUAUUACCCUUGUGCUUGCCGCUGUAUUUAAACUUGAAACAGAUAGAAGUAUUUGGCCCUUGAUAAGAAUCUAUCGCGGUGGCUUUCUUCUGAUUGAAUUCCUUUUUCUACUGGGCAUCAACACGUAUGGUUGGAGACAGGCUGGAGUAAAUCAUGUGCUCAUCUUUGAACUUAAUCCAAGAAGCAAUUUAUCUCAUCAGCAUCUCUUUGAGAUUGCUGGAUUUCUCGGGAUAUUGUGGUGCCUGAGCCUUCUGGCAUGCUUCUUUGCUCCAGUUAGUGUCAUCCCCACAUAUGUGUACCCACUUGUCCUUUAUGGGUUUAUGGUUUUCUUUCUCAUCAACCCCACCAAAACUUUCUAUUAUAAAUCCCGGUUUUGGCUGCUUAAACUGCUGUUUCGAGUAUUUACAGCCCCCUUCCAUAAGGUAGGCUUUGCUGAUUUCUGGCUGGCCGAUCAGCUGAACAGCCUGUCAGUGAUACUGAUGGACCUGGAAUAUAUGAUCUGCUUCUACAGUUUUGAGCUCAAAUGGGAUGAAAGUGGGGGCCUGUUGCCAAAUGAUUCAGAAGAACCAGAAAUUUGCCACAAAUACUCAUAUGGUGUGCGGGCUAUUGUUCAGUGCAUUCCUGCUUGGCUUCGCUUUAUCCAGUGCCUGCGCCGAUACCGAGACACAAAAAGGGCCUUUCCUCAUUUAGUUAAUGCUGGGAAAUACUCCACGACUUUCUUCACGGUGACGUUUGCAGCCCUUUACAGCACUCACAAAGAACGAGGUCACUCAGACACCAUAGUGUUCUUUUACCUGUGGAUCGUCUUUUGUAUCAUCAGUUCCUGUUACACCCUCAUCUGGGAUCUGAAGAUGGACUGGGGUCUUUUUGAUAAGAAUGCAGGAGAAAACACUUUCCUCCGGGAAGAGAUUGUAUACCCCCAAAAAGCCUAUUAUUACUGUGCCAUCAUAGAGGAUGUGAUCCUGCGCUUUGCUUGGACUAUCCAAAUCUCAAUUACCUCCAUGACUUUGUUGCCUCAUUCUGGGGACAUCAUUGCUACUGUCUUUGCUCCCCUUGAGGUCUUCCGGCGAUUUGUGUGGAACUUCUUCCGCCUGGAGAAUGAACAUCUGAAUAACUGUGGUGAAUUCCGUGCUGUGAGGGACAUCUCUGUGGCCCCUCUGAAUGCAGAUGAUCAGACGCUUCUAGAGCAGAUGAUGGACCAGGAAGACGGGGUACGAAACCGCCAGAAGAAUCGGCCAUGGAAGUACAGCCAGAGCAUAUCCCUGCGCCGGCCUCGCCUCGCGUCUCAAUCCAAGGCUCGUGACACUAAGGUAUUGAUAGAAGACACAGAUGAUGAAGCUAACACUUGAAUCCUCUGAAGUCUAGAUUAACAUCCUUGGUUUUCCUACUCUACAGUUCUUUCCUCGACCAACGCAACCUCUAGUACCUUUCCAGCCGAAAACAGGAGAAGACAUAUAACACAUUUUCCGAGCUCUUCCAGAUCGGAUCCUAUGGACUCCAAACAAGCUCACUGUGUUUCUUUUCUUUUCUUCUGGUUUAAUUUUCAUUUUCUACUUUUAAAACAAAUAUUUACUUCAUUUUGCCAAUCGGAGGACAUUUUAAGGAACAAAAACAUAGUAUCUUAUGGAUUGUUUACAAUCACAAGGACACAGAUACCUGUCAGGAUGAAGAACAAGCAUUGCAAGGACCCUCUGAUGGGACGGUACCGAGAUAUCUCGGCUUCCGCUUGGCCCGGUUUUGACUGGUUGAAACCGGACAUUGGUUUUUAAAUUUUUUGUCUGUUUAUGUGGAGAAUUUUUUCCUUUCCUUCAUACCCAGCGCAAAAGCACUGGCCGCACUUGCAGGGAAAGUGCAACUUCGAGCAGUACCUUCAUUCACGAAGCUACUUUUUAAUUUGAUGUAACUUUUCUUAUU
This is a messenger RNA of Balaenoptera acutorostrata (minke whale), 2850 nucleotides long. It is a transcript of the gene XPR1, whose product is annotated as xenotropic and polytropic retrovirus receptor 1. Gene Ontology annotation, cellular component: cytoplasm; plasma membrane; Golgi apparatus. Gene Ontology annotation, biological process: phosphate ion transport; cellular response to phosphate starvation. The transcript is spliced from 15 exons. Gene Ontology annotation, molecular function: inositol hexakisphosphate binding. Bases 195 to 2285 code for a protein of 696 amino acids. NCBI's taxonomy places the organism in Eukaryota, Metazoa, Chordata, Mammalia, Artiodactyla, Balaenopteridae. The record is from RefSeq and is a predicted model, not a curated record.